Messenger RNA from Cyphellophora attinorum, 1155 nucleotides. RefSeq names its product Arsenical-resistance protein Acr3. The record is from RefSeq and is a predicted model, not a curated record. The transcript has 4 exons. Gene Ontology annotation, biological process: arsenite transport; antimonite transmembrane transport. Gene Ontology annotation, cellular component: plasma membrane. Bases 1 to 1155 code for a protein of 384 amino acids. Gene Ontology annotation, molecular function: arsenite transmembrane transporter activity; antiporter activity; antimonite transmembrane transporter activity. NCBI's taxonomy places the organism in Eukaryota, Fungi, Ascomycota, Eurotiomycetes, Chaetothyriales, Cyphellophoraceae.
AUGGCAGUACCUUCGGUCCCAGCAGAUAUGGAGCGCGCCCGUGAGCUCGAGGACGAAAAGCAGCAGAACAAUGAUCCUGAAGCUGCCCAGAACACCACGGAGGAUCUCAACAACAAGAAGAAGUCAGUUUACAAUGGCCUAGGUUGGCUAGACCGCCUGCUCGUGCUUUGGAUCCUACUGGCAAUAGUUAUCGGCAUCUUACUUGGGAAUUUCGUCGACAGCGUCGGCCCUGCUCUACAGAAAGGCAAAUUCGUCGACGUCUCCGUUCCUAUUGCCGUGGGACUACUCGUUAUGAUGUACCCAAUCUUGUGUAAGGUCCAGUACGAGACACUGCAUCAAGUCUUUGCCCACCGGCAAAUUUGGGUGCAACUGGGCUUCAGCAUCAUUGUGAAUUGGAUAAUUGCUCCCUUGCUGAUGCUUGGGCUUGCCUGGGCGUUUCUACCUGACAAACCUGGCCUCAGAAAUGGCCUGAUAUUCGUCGGUCUGGCUCGCUGCAUUGCGAUGGUUUUGAUUUGGACAGGACUUGCUGGUGGAGACGAGCAGUACUGCGCCAUACUGGUGGCGGUCAACUCUCUUCUGCAGAUGGUUCUCUACGCGCCACUAGCAAUCCUGUUUGUCAACAUAAUCAGCCACGGGGGCGAAACUUCGGUCUCGUACACUGUUGUCGCACGCAGUGUAGGUGUCUUCCUUGGCAUUCCUCUUGCCGCCGCUAUCCUUACACGACUUCUCCUCCGCGCAAUCAAUAAACAGUGGUACGAUCGAACCUUCAUUAAAUGGCUCUCGCCGUGGUCACUCAUUGGCCUGCUUUACACCAUUCUAGUCCUGUUCGCAUCGCAGGGCAAGCAGGUUGUUCACCAGAUUGUGUCUGUUCUCAGAGUGGCUGCACCUCUCUUCUUCUACUUCCUCAUUAUCUUCUCCGCUACCUUGUGGGUCACGGCACGGCUCGGAUUUGGCUAUAAGCUGGCGGCUACCCAGAGUUUCACCGCUGCCAGUAACAAUUUUGAGCUAGCAAUUGCGGUUGCGGUUGCCACCUUCGGAGCAAAUAGUGACGAGGCCCUCGCGAGUACAGUGGGCCCUUUGAUCGAGGUGCCGGUCCUUGUGCUUCUUGUGUACCUCGUUAAGUGGGUGGCAGGACGUUGGGGUUGGAAAGAUUAA